Molecule: messenger RNA, 566 nt
Organism: Galendromus occidentalis (western predatory mite)
Lineage: Eukaryota; Metazoa; Arthropoda; Arachnida; Mesostigmata; Phytoseiidae
Exons: 4
Coding region: 142-483 (113 amino acids)
Source: RefSeq, a predicted model, not a curated record
CACGAGAGCAAACCUCGAGGAUUCGUCAGGUCGGAGGAAUGUUUUCUAUUCCGAAUCAUACAACAUUGCUGGUCUCCUGAAAGACUCUACUCUCGAAGAGGCAUCGCGGCCAGUGUGAACCUCAAGCCCGGAGGGAGGAGGAUGGCCGAUAACUUCUUACAAGGAAUGACCGAGCCCGGAGGUUUCUUGAGCACGAUCACAUCUAAUGAAAACCUAGCCAUAGCUGAGCAGCUGGGUCUCUAUCUCACCCUGAACCAUUUCGAGGGUGCUGAAAAGUUCUACAGACAGAUUGUCGGCUUGCGACUCGCCAAUCAAGCGCUGGAACUCUUUCAAUCGGGUCCUCUGGACACGACCGAGCAGUACCGAAAUGAAGCGCUCAUGGCGAUUGCUCAGUAUGUGAAGUCUAAUCCCCGCUGUCGGGAGGACGAGCUCCAAGCCGAAAUUUGUCGGCAAAUUCAAAUUUUCGCACAAAAAAUUCAGUGACGACUCCGAUGAGGAGUCAAGAACUCAUAUCCACACGGCUCCUCCCCGUCUAUCGUUCCGUAAAUGAGCAGAGAAAACUAUCG